AACUUGUCCAUCUCUUUUCAAAGAAGAUGGAAAACAUGGUUGAAGAGAAUAACAAUUAUUUGGAAACAAUCUUGCUCUUUCAACAAGAUAGCUACUUGGACGAGCCAAUUAUGUCGUCACACUAUGAUUCAAGCUCGCCAGAAGGGUCACAAUCAUCGAAGAACAUUGUAUCAGAAAGGAUUAGGAGGAACAAACUCAAAGAGAAGUUAUUUGCACUUAGAGCUCUUGUUCCAAAAAUAACCAAGAUGGAUAAAGCCUCAAUAGUGAAAGAUGCAAUUGAAUAUAUUGUAGAAUUGCAGAAGCAAGAUAGGAGAAUUCGAGGAGAGAUAUCAGAGCUUGAAUCCGAAACCUCAAACAAGAAUAGCGCCCAUCUUGAACAUGAAACCUUUGAUUUCUCAAACCCUAAAACACUUGAUAAGCACCAGUAUGGAUAUCAUUCUUCCCCUAUUGAUGUUCUUCAGUUGAGGGUAUCUUCGAUGAGAGACAGGAUAGUGGUGGUGAACCUCACUUGCAUCAAAAGAAAAGAUACAAUGAUAAAACUUUGUGAUGUAUUCGAAUCUUUGAAUAUCAAAAUAAUUACUGCAAAUAUUAUUGCUUAUUCUGAGACACUUCUCAACACAACUUACAUUGAGGCUGAUGAGGAAGAGAGCAAUCUUUUGAAGUUGAGGAUUCAAAGUGCUAUAGCUUCUCUAAAUAAUCCAGAUAGCCCUCUGAGCUCUUAGAACAAUAAUCACUUUGAUUCAACUAUGUUUCUCCUUCAUAAUAUAAUAAUGAUGUAUUUAUUCCAAGAGUGUUUUUUUCUCCUGGUUGAUCUUAUAGUUUGGUCACCUUUGAAUAGCUAUUAAUUUUAUGUUUUUCACAUGAAAUCUCAUUCAAUGAAAGUCUACCUUUAUAGUCCA
Solanum pennellii is the source of this 899-nucleotide messenger RNA. RefSeq names its product transcription factor bHLH35-like. The transcript has 5 exons. Gene Ontology annotation, molecular function: sequence-specific DNA binding; protein dimerization activity; DNA-binding transcription factor activity. Bases 27 to 722 code for a protein of 231 amino acids. Gene Ontology annotation, cellular component: nucleus. Gene Ontology annotation, biological process: regulation of DNA-templated transcription. NCBI's taxonomy places the organism in Eukaryota, Viridiplantae, Streptophyta, Magnoliopsida, Solanales, Solanaceae. The record is from RefSeq and is a predicted model, not a curated record.